AUGAGGCCAUCAGCUCCCGUCGAGAGCGGUAUGCCCACGGGCAAGAAGUACGUGAGUACAUGCCUUGCACGCUCCCUUUCCCGGCAGUCUGUGUGAGACGAAGCGAUGCUGAUGCUCGCUCUCUCCCCCACCCCCCAUCCCCCUCUCCAUAUUCGUCCCCUCGAUUUGUGUUGCCGCUGUGCGCUGGAUUGAUCGCGAAUUCUUUUCUUGCCUUGCCUUGGCGCGGAUGCGAAUGCGAAUAGAUGGGAUGGUGGGGCGAUUUUGGAGGUCCCAAGCAAAAGGGUCUGAUUCAGUACUGUGAGUACGCCGGCCGAAUAUUGUAGCUAUCUCCUCUCGAAGCCGGGGCACAUCUGGAGCGCGUUACGUGAAGGCGUGCGAGGAAGUGGGGGCAGCGGCUCGCUGCGUGCCAAAUUGCGAAGCUGGCUUGCAUAUCAAGAGAUGCUCCUCUCCAGCCUCGAGGUGCCACUGCACGGAUCAGCGGAGCUCUUGUCACGUCCGAUCCAACUGAGCGUGUCCAUCGACUAUUCCCUCAUCCCUCUUCCACUCUCUUGCGUCACACUCAGCCAUCUCUCCCUUUCAGCAAAAUCCCAUGAAGGGAGCGCUGCAUGGUUACCUCUUCUUCGGCUUCAAAAGAAUCAUGGCGCGCAUGACCUACUUUGGCAUUCCCUUCGCAGCCGGUUACGGCAUCUACUCUUGGUCGUGAGUGCUUGUUCCUGCGCACGCCCUCCAAGCUGUCCAGGGCUGACCGGCGCAUUCACUUGUGUAACGCGCCACUCUAUGCCGUGCAGUGUCGCAAAGAACGAAUUCUACAACUCAAAAGAGGGGCAUCGUUUGUUGGCCGAGCACGAAGAGUAG
Molecule: messenger RNA, 855 nt
Organism: Ceraceosorus bombacis
Lineage: Eukaryota; Fungi; Basidiomycota; Exobasidiomycetes; Ceraceosorales; Ceraceosoraceae
Source: the annotation of a GenBank genome assembly